Parnassius apollo (apollo) is the source of this 252-nucleotide messenger RNA. NCBI's taxonomy places the organism in Eukaryota, Metazoa, Arthropoda, Insecta, Lepidoptera, Papilionidae. The record is from the annotation of a GenBank genome assembly.
AUGGAGGCUGUAAACAACAUGACAGGGAUAAAGGCGCCUUCAAAAUGGCAACUUAACAAUUACUUAUAUGACAGAAGGCGCGAGAAGUUCGGAAGAGCUGCAAUUUACUUAGGUGAACUUGAAAAAUGGAUUUUCAAUCGAACAACUAUUCCCGAUGAUGAAAAUGAAGUUUUGGUGUUCAGCUAUCACGUUAUAGAAGCGGAAGAACCAAGUUUUCGUCUGGCAUUGUCAACUAAAAAUUACUCAACAUAG